UUUCCUCUGACUCACACGCACCCUCUCUCAAGCUCACCUCUAGCCCUCUCUCUCUGCACUCUCACACACUCCCUCUCUUUACUCUGAGGUUGUGCGGACCACUUCUGCUGCCUGUAUAUGUUCCUGCUGGAGUAAAGGCGAAAGAAGACCAACAGCAUACAGGAGUGGACUGAUCAACAUAGCAUUAUCAUGUACAUUUUCAGCUUCCUACUGGUGCUAGUGUGUCUACAGGUUUGCAUCCCCUUUGUUUUUGGUGCCCCAACUCAAUGCCCAAGCCAGUGCCACUGCCAUGGGGACCUGCAACAUGUUAUCUGUGACAACGUUGGGCUGAAGAAAAUCCCCCACAUAUCCGAGGCCACUCGUCUUCUAAACCUUCAGCGCAACAACCUGGGAAAUCUCCCGACCGGGGGCUUCAGCGAGAUGAAGGGGCUCAUUUCCCUCCACCUGCAGCACUGUCAGAUCCGAGAGAUCUCCAGCCAGGCUUUCAAAGGACUGAAGAAGCUCAUCUACCUCUACCUGUCUAACAAUGAGAUCACAAACAUCAAACCAGGCGCUUUUGAGGACCUGACCGAACUGACCUAUCUCUUCUUGGACGGUAACCAAAUCACGGGCGUUCCGAAGGGCAUCUUUUCUCCCAUGAUCAACCUGUUUAUCCUGCAGCUCGACAACAACAAGCUUCGAGAGCUGCAGCCUGGUACUUUCACAGGUGCUAGCGAUCUCCGAUGGCUUUAUCUGAGUGGCAAUGAGUUGAGCUCCAUACAGCCUGGUUCUUUUGAUGAAGUGGAGAACCUGGCCAUUCUAACUCUGGACCGUAACAAGCUGUCCACCUACCCUCUCCUGGCUAUGAGCAAGCUGCGUGUCGUGGAGGAACUCAACAUGUCCAAAAACCCUCUCAGCCUCAUCCCUGACCAUGCUUUCCGCAGUUUCGGCCGUUAUAUGGAGAAGCUCUAUCUAAAUGACAUGGGCCUGGAGAAGUUCUCCAGUGCUGCCUUUGAGGGAGUGACAGCUCUCAAAUCUCUGCACCUUGAGAACAACAAGCUGAAAUCACUGCCGAACAGCCUUGAGUUCAGUACCCUCCAGAACGUCACUCUGUUUAACAACCCCUGGAGCUGCACCUGCCAGUUAGCAAACCUCAGAAAAUGGAUGGACACCAGUCGCCAUCACCCUGAUGCAGUUUGCGCUUCUCCUGGAAGCCAGAAAGGAAAGCAAAUAAGAGACAGCACUGCUUUCAGUCGCUGCAAGGCAAAGACGAAGAGGACCAGGAAGGGAGCACGGCUUUGAGAUGGAGGACAAGGAGAAGAGGCCUGCCCAGGUGUCGGGAUUUCAAUGUGCAGAAAAGAAAAGCGAUGCAGACUGCUACAUUGGGACUGUCCAUUUCCUCUUUCACUCAUUUUUUUUUGUGUGACAUAUAGAUGCGCUGACUUGAUUUAUUCUAAAUAACAUGAAUAGCAUAAAUAUGUGUUCACAGACAUCUUGAAGGAGCCUUCAAGGAGCAACUGUGUGAGUUUGCAAAGAGAGGUUUCACAAACAUGUACACAGCAAAGGAAGUACAUCUCAAACUCUUAUGGUAUUUUAUAUGACAACUCAAACAACCUGGUGAUAAAUCCAGAACUAUCACAGAACUAGUUUCUACACCACAGUAAAAAUCAGGAAUACUAACAUGAGUACUCUUCUCCAUAACAUGAGAACUGGUAGAAUAGAUUUGCAUUGAUUAGCAUUUACAACUGGAAGUAUAAAUGAGCACAGGUAAUUUUUUAACCCUUUUUGAGUAAAUCAAACCAAAUGGCCACUGUAAAAUGAAUCCUUGUCUAUUCUACUGAUUCUAAAGUUAUGGUCUUCCACAACAUAAUCCCGUUAUGAGGGUUAGAAGCACUUAAAAUCAUACAGUACAGAUUAGUCAUUAAGAAUGCUGCGCCUGGCCAAUCAAAAUCAAGAAAUGACAAGUGAUGGCAGUGCCAGAAGAAGAGGAUUUGCUAAGAGCAGGUAAAAUGAAAAAAAAAAUGAGACAAAUGGAGGUUCUCCAGUCUAAUUUUAUCAUUUUGUUACUGUGAUAUACUCAUGCUCAAUAAAAGACAUUUAAAGCA
Molecule: messenger RNA, 2084 nt
Organism: Carassius gibelio (silver crucian carp)
Lineage: Eukaryota; Metazoa; Chordata; Actinopteri; Cypriniformes; Cyprinidae
Product: chondroadherin
Exons: 4
Coding region: 190-1281 (363 amino acids)
Cellular component (GO): extracellular matrix
Molecular function (GO): protein binding
Source: RefSeq, a predicted model, not a curated record